Messenger RNA from Aspergillus novofumigatus IBT 16806, 1113 nucleotides. RefSeq lists its product as uncharacterized. Bases 76 to 1113 code for a protein of 345 amino acids. The transcript is spliced from 3 exons. Lineage: Eukaryota; Fungi; Ascomycota; Eurotiomycetes; Eurotiales; Aspergillaceae. The record is from RefSeq and is a predicted model, not a curated record.
CUCUUAGGUAGUCUCCAGGCAGUUCGCUUGGGUUGAUGCUCCGUGACCAGGUGCUCGCAGAGUAUUCGAUACACCAUGCCUCUUCACCUACUCGGCAAGAAGUCAUGGAACGUCUACAAUCCCGAGAACAUCGCCCGUGUACGGCGUGAUGAGGCUGAGGCUAAGGCCCGGGAGGAGGAAGAGGAACGCCGUAUGCAAGAAAUUGAUGCUGAGCGCAGAAUUCAAAUUCUCCGUGAUACGCGACGCGACAGGACCCAUGGAGAGGAUGCUGGAAGAUAUAGAAAGCGGAGGCGACUGGCAGGUGAAAAUGAUACGGAUCGCGAUAUCAGACUCGCGAGGGAAGAUGCUCAGUUGAUGCUGGCGAAAAGGGAGGAGCUCGCUGUGUCCAAGACCAGCGAUGCGCCGCUUUUAGACAGUACCGGGCAUAUCAAUUUAUUUCCUUCCGAGGCAGCGCGGAAACCAGCAGAAAAAAAUCAAGAGGCGGAGAAGGAGGCAGCUGACAAGAACCGGAGUUUUGAGGACCAAUAUACGAUGCGCUUCUCGAAUGCGGCGGGGUAUCGACAGUCCGCUGGCCAAAUGCCUUGGUACUCUUCCUCCGGUCGUGAUGUUUUGGCGCCUGAUGCUAUGCCUGAAAAGGAUGUUUGGGGCAAUGAGGAUCCGAUGAGACAGGAGAGAGAGAGAGUCCGGCUAGAUGCCAACGAUCCACUUGCGGCGAUAAAGAGGGGAGUUCGCCAGUUGAAGUCGGUCGAACUUGAACGGAAAAAGUGGAACCAGGAGCGAAAGAAAGAGUUAGAUGCAUUGAAAGAGGCAGAAAAACAUAGGUUGCGUCAUCGCAGAAGGAGAUCAACGUCAAGAUCAAAAGCGUCGGACUCUGGGGAUAGUCUUGAAAACUUCAGCCUUGACGCACCUGACAAACAUCAGGACAGAAAAUCGAGAAGCUCACACCGACAUCGCUCCCAUCGCCGCGAAAGAAGUCGUGAUCGUUCUCGCGACCAUUCCCGCAAGCGACACCGUCACUCCCAUUCCCACUCCCAUUCGCACCGUCAUCGUGAUCACCAUGAGCACGACCGAGGGGAAGCCCGCGAGGCGCAGUCGCACAAACGCCAUGCGUGA